Messenger RNA from Triplophysa dalaica, 4525 nucleotides. It is a transcript of the gene gria3a, whose product is annotated as glutamate receptor, ionotropic, AMPA 3a. The transcript is spliced from 16 exons. The coding region runs from base 565 to 3225 and encodes 886 amino acids. Gene Ontology annotation, molecular function: AMPA glutamate receptor activity; transmitter-gated monoatomic ion channel activity involved in regulation of postsynaptic membrane potential. NCBI's taxonomy places the organism in Eukaryota, Metazoa, Chordata, Actinopteri, Cypriniformes, Nemacheilidae. The record is from RefSeq and is a predicted model, not a curated record. Gene Ontology annotation, cellular component: AMPA glutamate receptor complex; postsynaptic membrane; dendritic spine. Gene Ontology annotation, biological process: synaptic transmission, glutamatergic; modulation of chemical synaptic transmission; monoatomic ion transport.
ACCCGUGGGCUGCAGCACAUAAACUUUUCAUUAUUCUGUUGAUCUCGCGCUGCAUUGACAUUCAAAACGUUUGCGCUUCGCCUAUUUGAGCUCGGGAACGGACACGGGACCAUUGAAACCUGUGGCUGAACAUAAAUACUCCUGUCUUCUGUGUGGAGUGCACCAACUGUGGGGACGAGAAGUGAAAGGUUGCCACGCGCGGGCAGCUCCCGUGCCGAUUUUCCUGAGCUAUAUAUGCGGACAAAACGCCGCGGCUGCGCACGCCUCGCGCACACUGGUCCGCAGUGGCGGGUUGCGCGUGCGUUUGCGUGCACGCGGGCGCUGUUGUAAUUUCACGUCACAUCAAGUUUGAUCAGGGGUCCGAUUGGUCGAUCCGCCUGCGCUGUCCUGAAUUAAGAAGCGCCCUCUCUGUCAGCGCGUACUCGGUGUUUAUCCCGCAGUCCGAAUUAACCUGUCGGGAGUCGCGUGAGAUAGCCGCUGCACAUCUGGCGAAUUUUAUAGUCGCCCUCGCACCCGGUCUGGAUGUUGCGCGUGAUCUGAAGAUUUUUUAGAGGUCGGUGAAAAAUGCGGCGGCGAGCGCACGCGUGCGUCCUGCUCUUACCGUGGCUCAUACUGCAUAUCCACGCGGGCUUUCCGAAUCAGAUCAAUAUCGGUGGUCUCUUCAUGCGCUCAACGGUCCAGGAGCACAGUGCUUUCCGCUUUGCAGUUCAGCUUUAUAACACCAACCAGAACAUCACCGAGAAACCCUUUCAUCUGAAUUAUAACGUGGACAAUCUGGAGUCAUCCAACAGCUUCUCCGUCACGCACGCGUUCUGCUCUCAGUUCUCCAGGGGUGUGUAUGCAAUAUUUGGAUUCUACGACCGGAGGUCAAUGAACACGUUAACAUCGUUCUGUGGCGCUCUGCACACCUCCUUCAUCACUCCUUCUUUUCCCACGGACACAGAUGUGCAGUUUGUUUUGCAGAUGAGGCCUAGCCUCAGGGGGGCGCUGCUCAGCUUGCUAGCCCAUUACAAAUGGGAGAAGUUUGUCUAUUUGUAUGACACUGAUAGAGGGUUUUCCAUCCUACAGGCCAUAAUGGAAUCUGCGGUGAUGAAUAAUUGGCAGGUAACUGCACGUUCGGUGGGGAACAUAGUGGAUCCUCUGGAAUACAGGCGGAUUAUCGAAGAAAUGGACCGGCGUGAGGAGAAACGCUUUCUUAUUGACUGUGAGGUUGAACGUAUUAACGGUAUUCUUGAACAGGUUGUGCUCUCAGGAAAGAACAGCCGAGGAUAUCAUUACAUCCUGGCUAAUCUUGGGUUUUCUAACAUGAGUCUGGAUAAGGUGUUCUCAGGUGGCGCCAACAUAACCGGGUUUCAAAUCAUAAACCCCGAUAGUCCUAUUGUGCAGCAGUUCCUCCAGCGCUGGGACCGACUCGAUGAGAGAGAGUUUCCUGAGUCUACAAACACUCCGCUGAAGUACACCUCUGCCCUGACUCACGAUGCCAUCCUGGUAAUAGCUGAGGCAUUUCGGUAUUUGAGACGACAGCGCGUGGAUAUUUCCCGCCGAGGGAGUGCAGGCGAUUGCCUCGCCAAUCCAGCUGUUCCGUGGAGCCAGGGAAUCGACAUUGAGAGAGCUCUCAAAAUGGUACAGGUUCAGGGAAUGACCGGAAAUAUUCAGUUCGAUUCAUUCGGACGACGAUUGAAUUACACCAUUGAUGUUUAUGAAACAAAACCUGGAGGAGCCAGAAAGAUUGGCUACUGGAACGAGAAUGAGAAAUUUGUUUAUAUAGUGGAGCAGCAGGUUACCAACGAAUCCUCCUCUGUGGAAAACAGAACCAUUGUGGUCACUACUAUUAUGGAAGCUCCAUACGUAAUGUACAAGAGGAAUUAUAUGCAGACGGAAGGCAAUGAUCGAUACGAGGGCUACUGUGUAGACUUGGCAUCAGAAAUCGCCAAGCAUGUGGGCAUAAAGUACAAACUGUCUAUUGUGGCCGAUGGAAAGUACGGAGCUCGCGACCCCGAAACCAAGACCUGGAACGGCAUGGUGGGGGAGUUGGUGUAUGGGAGAGCGGAUAUAGCCGUGGCUCCCCUCACUAUAACCCUGGUACGAGAGGAGGUGAUAGAUUUCUCCAAGCCCUUCAUGAGUCUGGGCAUUUCCAUCAUGAUCAAGAAACCACAGAAGUCCAAGCCCGGGGUCUUUUCCUUCCUCGACCCGCUGGCGUAUGAGAUCUGGAUGUGCAUUGUGUUUGCCUACAUCGGUGUCAGCGUGGUUCUCUUCCUGGUGAGUCGUUUUAGUCCAUACGAAUGGCACCUGGAUGAAAAUGAAGAAGUGAAGGAUCCACAGACGCCACCUGACCCGCCCAACGACUUCGGCAUCUUUAACAGUCUCUGGUUCUCACUUGGAGCUUUCAUGCAGCAAGGAUGCGAUAUCUCACCAAGGUCUUUGUCUGGACGUAUAGUUGGGGGUGUGUGGUGGUUCUUCACUCUGAUCAUUAUUUCAUCCUACACUGCCAAUCUGGCCGCUUUCCUGACUGUGGAAAGAAUGGUGUCACCUAUAGAGAGCGCAGAAGACCUCGCCAAGCAGACCGAGAUCGCCUAUGGAACCCUGGACUCCGGUUCCACCAAAGAAUUCUUCAGGCGUUCAAAGAUUGCAGUCUAUGAGAAGAUGUGGUCUUAUAUGAAAUCGGCCGAGCCGUCCGUGUUCGUCAAAACGACCCCUGAUGGAGUGGCACGCGUGCGCAAGUCGAAGGGAAAGUUUGCGUUCCUGCUCGAGUCCACCAUGAACGAAUACAUCGAGCAGAGAAAGCCCUGCGACACUAUGAAGGUGGGAGGGAACCUGGACUCCAAGGGCUACGGUGUGGCCACGCCCAAAGGGUCGGCAUUAAGAAGUGCUGUAAACCUGGCGGUGUUAAAGCUGAACGAGCAGGGCCUCCUGGACAAGCUGAAAAAUAAAUGGUGGUACGACAAGGGAGAGUGCGGCAGCGGGGGAGGGGACUCGAAGGAUAAGACCAGUGCACUGAGUCUCAGUAACGUGGCUGGCGUGUUUUAUAUCCUGGUGGGGGGUCUGGGUCUUGCCAUGACUGUAGCUCUGGUGGAGUUCUGCUAUAAGUCGCACCAGGAGACCAAACGCCUCAAACUCGCCAAAAACACCCAGAACUUCAAACCAGCUCCUCCAUCUACCGCACAGAGUUUUACUACAUACAGAGAGGGCUAUAACGUCUAUGGAACCGAGAGCGUCAAGAUAUAAUGGUUGGAAGCCUGUCCCUGGCCGAUCAUAUCGUAUGUGGCGUGGGAUAGAUUCUCUCUCUCUCUCUGUCUGACUGCACUUCCCUUUAGAAAAUGGACACACUCUCAUCCAAAUAUCUCCUGAACACUCUUUUUCUGUUCUGACCACAACCUGAACCAAUUAUCAAGCGAUAGACUAUCGGAUGGAUGGACCAACCACCCACCGGCCCUCUCUCAGUGCCUUACUGAACCAGUGGCAGAACAUCAAAACAUGCAGGCCAUCUCACCAAAGUCCUCGAGAUGUCUUGCUGGGUGCUGGGUCUGAAAAUUGUAUCGGAUUAGAAGAGGAGAGACAGAGAAGGUUUGAUUUGGUUUAUCUCAUACUUGAUGAUGACACCGUUUUCACGAGUGACAAUAAUCGUGUCUCCAUGACAACUCACACAAGAAGGGUUGUCUGCAGAACAAAUUAUGCAAACUGUAGAAAACAUUAAUGAUUUUGUUUACUAAUUUGUAAAGCAGUCCUGUGAUUUUGUGUUCUCAACAUUAUAACCUGUUUGUCAUGAAAAAGUUUAGAUAUCUUCUGGCAUCAGAGAACUACUUGUCUGUGUUUUCAAUUCACAAUUUUUGAUCUUUUUCUUUAGCAACUUUAGUUUAGAUGAAGUGUCGUAUUUGUAUACAGUGCAGGUGUGAGCGUGUGUGAGAAAAUUUCUGUCUUCCUUCAGUAAACCUUAUUGUGGGAUUUUAAAAUACUUUAUUCUGUAAAAAAGAGACAUAAAAACAGCACAUUCAACAAGCAUCAGCAACAGGUUAAACAAAGAGAUUGCAAUUUUUCCACAAUGAUAAUCAUUUUACAAUUUAGAUGAGUUUUGUAAGUUUAAGUUUGAAUUCAUCGUUUAUAAUAGUUUUUUGUUAAUUUACUGUGAUCGUCGCUGGAAUAAAAGGGACCUCUUUUCAUUGUAUUGAUAACAAUAAGAAAACAUGAAUCUUUCAUUUUAUAAAUCCGCAUAGCAACACUGUUUAAAUUGCGUUAGUUGGUAAUAUGCAGAUUUAUUUAGAAGAAUUUAUAUCGCGGAUUUCUAAGUAAAAUUGCAUGUAAGGAUGAAAACAGCUUUCCCAUCAAUGAGGCCUCCCCAACCCUCCCUGGUUCAACCCUCUGCUUCUCCUUUAUCCAUGUUUAGUUCAAAAAAGUAUAAAAGAGACAGAAUAAAAAAGUAAGAAGCGAUGGAGAUACAUCCUGAGGGAAGCAAUGAUCUCUUCCACUUGCAUGACUGCAUCCGACUCUUGAAUAAUUGCAUUUAUUUUGUAAAUAAAGACCGAUUUAA